Messenger RNA from Hevea brasiliensis (rubber tree), 1912 nucleotides. RefSeq names its product serine/threonine-protein kinase VIK. The transcript has 11 exons. NCBI's taxonomy places the organism in Eukaryota, Viridiplantae, Streptophyta, Magnoliopsida, Malpighiales, Euphorbiaceae. Gene Ontology annotation, molecular function: protein kinase activity; protein binding; ATP binding. Gene Ontology annotation, biological process: protein phosphorylation. Bases 168 to 1487 code for a protein of 439 amino acids. The record is from RefSeq and is a predicted model, not a curated record.
AAAAAGUAAAACCGGAAUAACGGAUGCAAACCCACCCCCUUUCCGUCUUCCCCCGUUUCCAUCACUCAGUCCCAAUAUCCAAGAAACUUAACUUACAUGCAGUACACGCGCUCUCCAAAAGCAACUGAAAAACAAUCUUCUCUUCUGAUCCGAUCCGCCGUAUCCCCAUGAGCUCUGGCAAUUCCUCAUCCUCCUCCGUUGGCGAUGUUGCGUCCGGCGAGCGUGGACCUCCACCACCUUCUUCGGCCAAGCAAAAGGAGAAAGCCAGAGUCAGCAGGACUUCAAUGAUACUGUGGCACGCUCACCAAAACGAUGCCGCUGCUGUUCGGAAGCUUCUUGAGGAAGAUCCAUCGCUUGUCCACGCUAGGGAUUACGAUAGCCGCACUUCUCUCCAUGUUGCCUCACUCCAUGGGUGGAUCGACGUUGCCAAGUGUUUGAUCGAGUUUGGCGCUGAUGUCAACGCCCAGGAUCGAUGGAAGAAUACGCCUUUGGCCGAUGCAGAAGGAGCAAAAAAGCACGCCAUGAUUGAGCUUUUAAAAUCAUAUGGUGGUUUGUCCUAUGGCCAAAAUGGAAGCCAUUUUGAACCAAAGCCUGUUCCACCACCCCUACCAAACAAGUGUGACUGGGAAAUUGACCCAUCUGAGCUCGAUUUUUCAAACUCAGCAAUUAUUGGAAAGGGAUCAUUUGGGGAGAUUUUGAAAGCCUAUUGGCGUGGAACACCUGUAGCUGUCAAGCGCAUUCUACCAUCCCUUUCAGAUGAUAGAUUGGUGAUUCAGGAUUUCAGGCAUGAGGUUAAUUUGCUAGUGAAGCUUCGCCACCCAAAUAUAGUCCAAUUUCUAGGAGCUGUCACUGAGAAGAAGCCCCUUAUGUUGAUCACUGAGUAUUUACGAGGGGGUGAUCUUCAUCAGUACCUUAAGGAAAAGGGUGCACUAAGUCCUUCAACAGCCAUUAACUUUGCAUUGGAUAUUGCCAGAGGCAUGACUUAUCUUCACAAUGAGCCAAAUGUUAUUAUUCACAGAGACCUGAAACCAAGGAAUGUUCUUUUAGUCAACUCCAAUGCUGACCAUUUGAAAGUUGGAGAUUUUGGACUAAGCAAGCUCAUCAAAGUUCAGAAUUCUCAUGAUGUUUACAAAAUGACUGGCGAGACAGGGAGCUAUCGGUAUAUGGCUCCUGAAGUUUUCAAGCACCGGAAAUAUGAUAAGAAGGUUGAUGUUUUCUCUUUUGCGAUGAUACUAUACGAGAUGCUUGAAGGGGAACCACCACUUGCAAAUUAUGAGCCUUAUGAAGCAGCCAAGAUUGUGGCAGAGGGGCACAGACCAACAUUUCGUGCCAAAGGAUUUACCCCUGAACUGAGAGAAUUAACAGAUCAGUGUUGGGCUGCUGAUAUGAACAGAAGACCUUCCUUUUUGGAUAUUCUCAAGCGGCUUGAAAAGAUUAAGGAAAUUUUACCUGCAGAUCACUCUAUAAGGAGCAUAUUCAAUGCAUAACACUGAGAAAGAUGACACGGCCAAAUAUAAGAUAUAUAAGAUAUUUGCCACUCAUUUAUCAUUUCUUGAACCCACAAUUGUGCAGAUGGAGUUAUGACCUGUGAAUAGAUUCAAUUUAGAAAGAUUGUGAGUUACUACUGUUGCUGGUUUGUCACGAAAUGCACCAGAUUUUCAGAGUCAGAAUUGUUAUUCACUGGUCUUUUCAUAUUGAUCUCAAGUGAGCCGUUCAAGUAAAUAUCAUUCAAUUAAGAUGCAUAAAUAUGUUCAUUCUCUGACAGGUAUUUUCCAUUGUUUUCCAAUUGUAAUUUGCUGUGAUUUUGUGAGAUAUGAGAGUUGGCAACGGUAAAUGUUCAAACUUGUGAAGCUCCUAGGUGUUUUUCUUGUAUAUGCAAGACUUCAUCUCAUAGAAGUAGACAUUUACUUUC